Messenger RNA from Helobdella robusta, 1248 nucleotides. RefSeq lists its product as hypothetical. The record is from RefSeq and is a predicted model, not a curated record. The annotation marks the transcript as partial. Lineage: Eukaryota; Metazoa; Annelida; Clitellata; Rhynchobdellida; Glossiphoniidae. The transcript is spliced from 10 exons. Gene Ontology annotation, molecular function: sterol binding. Gene Ontology annotation, cellular component: cytosol; intracellular membrane-bounded organelle; membrane.
GGCGCGAUAGAUGAGCACAAGCCACUAAUACUUGCCAUGUUGAGUCAGCUGAAAUUAGGAAUGGACCUGACAAAAGUUGUCCUCCCAACGUUCAUACUUGAGAGGAGGUCCUUACUGGAGAUGUUUGCGGACUGCAUGGCACAUCCAGCCCUCUUCAUCAAGAUUGCAGAUGAACCGUCAGCUGAGUUGCGCAUGUUGACUGCUGUUGAAUGGUACCUCACUUCAUUCCAUGCUGCCAGACAGGGUUCCAUAGCAAAGAAACCAUUCAACCCGAUUCUCGGCGAGACUUUUCACUGUCUUUGGUCCGUUGCCAAUGACUUCAGCGAAAAAGACCACAAAAAACAACAACAUCAACAAAUUUAUAGUAAUAAUAGUGGUGCUAAUAAUGGUAUUAACAGUGGUAGUAGUAGUAGUGGUGGUGGUGGUGGUGGUGGUGGUGGUUGUGGUGGUAACAGUAGUAGCUGUAGUAAGCCAAUCAAACUAUUCUAUUGCGCCGAACAAGUUUCUCAUCACCCACCUAUAUCAGCAUUCUACUUCGAGUGUCCAGACAAGGGCAUAAGCAUGGAGGCCUCGAUUUGGACCAGGUCAAAGUUCAUGGGCAUGUCAGUCGGGGUCAUGAUGAUCGGCAAGAGUCAAUUAAAGCUGCAUAAGAACAACGAUGAGGAAUAUGAGUUCAGUCUGCCAAGCGUCUAUGGAAGGAGCAUCUUAACUACGCCAUGGGUAGAACUUGGAGAUAAGGUGAACAUAACAUGCGAGAGAACAAAGUACACAGCUGGCAUCGUCUUCCACACAAAACCGUUCUACGGCGGCAAACUGCACAAGAUAACAGCUGAGGUUAAAAAUCCAGCCGGCGAGUUCAUCUGCCACGUGACCGGCGAAUGGAAUGGCGUCAUGGAAUUCAAUUAUGCUAAUGGCCAAACGAAAUUGAUAGACACUGGCAAACUGGAGAUCAAGCACAAAUGCGUUCGCAAAGUUUCGGACCAGGACGACAAUGAAUCUAGGAGACUGUGGUCGAAAGUUAUUGGCUGCCUAAAAUCUGGAGACAUGAAUGGGGCCACUGAAUUCAAACAUUCGUUGGAAGAAGAGCAGAGAAGGUUGGAAAAGAUGAGGAAGGAGCAGAACAUUCCCAUACAACUAAAAGUAAACUUUCUAUUUAUCAAUUCAUUUAUUUUAUUUAUUUAUUUUCAUUUAUUUCAUUUUUCAAAAGUGAAUUUCCAUUCUAAUCAAAAUUUUUUCUUUCAAAAUUGA